AUGGAAAAUAUUUUAUUGGAAAUAUUUCAUGAAAUAUGUAAAUACGUUUCACCAAAAGAUUUAUACUCAUUAUCAACGGUAUGCAAAAGGUAUAGAAAAAUUUUAUGGUUAACUCACUCGAUAAAAUGUCAAAAUAUUUGGAAAACAUCAAGGCAAAGAUGUUUAACAUAUCCAAAUUUACCACCACCAAAUGGUUGGAACGAAGAUUGGCCAGAACAAAAAUAUAUUUGGUUUACUUUAUUAAGUGAUAAAUGUUUUAUUUGUAAAGAUCGUUUAUUGGAAAAAUUUCAUGAUAGGUGUUGGGAAUUUAGAGUUAAUUGUUGUAAAGAUUGUUUUGAUAAAUGUGCAGUCAGUCAUGUUAACACUAAAAUUAAUGUACCUCAAGUAAUUUAUACAUGUGUCCCAUGGAUUAGACGUCGGCUUAGAAGAGGACAACCAAUUCAGUACUUUUGGACUAAGGAUAUACAAAAAGCGUAUGAAGAAUAUAAAGGAUUGGGAAAUGAAGAAGAAAGGCAAGAUUGGGUUGUUAAAAUGCAGCGUAAAGUUCAAAGAUUUUUACAAGAAAUUUUUGAUUAUAAAUUACAAGACACCGUAGAAAUCACUAGAGAUCUUCAAGCUAGACUUAUUAGCAAUAAUCACCACCAAAGAACGUAG
Molecule: messenger RNA, 654 nt
Organism: Funneliformis mosseae
Lineage: Eukaryota; Fungi; Glomeromycota; Glomeromycetes; Glomerales; Glomeraceae
Source: the annotation of a GenBank genome assembly